GAUGCCAUCGCGCAUUUGCUGGAAGCCAAAACAAACCUUGUCCUCCGGGUAGACAAAAAGGUGAACUGACUCGGUUAUUAGUUGAAUUCAAUUGGUUCUUUUCGUCAGUGUCUGUGUGGAUUCUUUAAGGAUCAUUUCUUUAAAAUGAACCCGAUCCUGCGUGCAGGCCUAUACGGCCGUUGUUUGGCCAUGCCGGAAUCUCUGGCGUUGCAACAGGCUUUGAGGACCACAUCGACACUCGGUCCUACGGAACCAUUUUUCAAUCGGCAAAAGGCGCUCAACCGACCUCUCAGUCCACAUCUAAGUAUUUAUAAAUGGCAGAUCCCGAUGGCGAUGUCAAUCACGCACCGAAUUACCGGAUUAGGUUUGGCUAUGGGAGUUUACGGUUUUGCGUUCGGCGCCCUUACUAUGAAGGGCCAAUUCCCUGAAUGCGUAGCUGCCAUACAGGCGAUGCAUAUCUCACCGGCCCUGAUUAUUCCUACUAAACUAGCUGCAUCAGGCACCUUAUUCUACCACUACCUUAAUGGAAUUCGACAUCUCUGUUGGGAUUUAGGCUUCGGCUUCAAGGUCAACGAAGUGUACACCUCUGGCAAGGUUGUUUGUGCUUUAGCGACGGUCGCAGCUUUUUACGCUACUUUCAUGCUAUAGACACAGAGAAAAAUUUUAGACAGCAAAUAAUAUAAAAAGAGCAAAUUGAUGUGGAGUGGAAUACGGCCAGUUUGCAUUCUGCCCUAGCGAGGGCAAUUUGAAGUAGUCAAACAAAUACAUCUAAAAUAAAACGAGAUAUCUUAAAUAAGAGGGAUCUUUAAUUAAUAACAAUUAACUCGCAGAGUAAAAUGUUGAAAUCAUGUCUUUACAAACGGUAAUAAAUACUUAAGAGAAUUAUAGUGAAUUUUCCAAGACUAUACGCUGGGUAGGAAAGUGGUGAUAAAAAGCUAAAGAUACAGCUGGUGAAAGAGAUGAAAAAUAAAGAAUACUGCGCGUAUCUAUAACAUAUAAGUUCGUU
Messenger RNA from Varroa destructor (honeybee mite), 1006 nucleotides. RefSeq names its product succinate dehydrogenase cytochrome b560 subunit, mitochondrial-like. Gene Ontology annotation, cellular component: membrane; respiratory chain complex II (succinate dehydrogenase). The record is from RefSeq and is a predicted model, not a curated record. NCBI's taxonomy places the organism in Eukaryota, Metazoa, Arthropoda, Arachnida, Mesostigmata, Varroidae. Gene Ontology annotation, molecular function: electron transfer activity. Gene Ontology annotation, biological process: tricarboxylic acid cycle; mitochondrial electron transport, succinate to ubiquinone.